Messenger RNA from Cylindrotheca closterium, 1449 nucleotides. Lineage: Eukaryota; Bacillariophyta; Bacillariophyceae; Bacillariales; Bacillariaceae. The record is from the annotation of a GenBank genome assembly.
AUGGAAGAUCAAAGUGAACCAUGUCAAUGCCUCAUCGCGGGAGGAGGUAUUGUUGGACUCGUCCUUGCUUUAGCGCUAAAGAAGCAUGUCGGUAUCACCGCAGAGGUGUAUGAGAGAGCGGAGGGUUUUGCGGAUGACGUGGGCGCCGCACUUGGAAUGUAUGCCAACGGACUCCGAGUGCUGCGAGACAUUGACCCGAAGCUCAUGGAAGCAAUUAAGGACGCAGGGCGUCCCUAUGGGUAUAGACGCUGGGAACGCCAUGAUGGCACUGAAAUUGCUGUGGCGAGCGAAGACGUUUUGUCAGCUGAUGACAGCGAAUUGUGCAGUUUGGGGAUCCGGAGAUGGAGGCUACAGAAAGCCUUGUACAACGCAGUGAAAGAUGCUGGAAUUCCACUGCAUUUCUCCAAAGGAAUUUCGAACGUCAUAGAGCGAGAUGAUGAUGACCGGAUUCAAGUCGUAUUUGCAGACGGCACCUCCCGCUACACUGAACUCUUGUUUGGAGCAGAUGGAGGAAAGUCGGCCGUUAGAGAGACCGUCGCCGGGGGAACUUACGAAAUAAAGUACACUGGAGUAACCUGUUUGAUGGGAAUGUCAGACUGCCCAUCUCCACAAGAGGGCAUUAGCUUUCCGACAUCAGAACAGACACAGUGUCAUGCUGUGUACUUCCCAACCGGAACCGACGAACAGUGCUUUCAGAUUCACAUCCCAACAAAGGAGGAUGAAGCAGACAAAACCAACUGGGGAAACCUCAGCGCUGUAGAAGGACAAGAAGAAUUCGCCCGUGUCGCUGAAACCAUGAAAAAAGACGGAUGGCAUCAAAGGUAUAUUGACCCCCUCCAUCGCGUCGAGCACGCUGUCAAGGUGGGUUUCUGCCUUUUGAACCCCAAACUAGAAAGAUGGGUCUACGGCAAAAACCGUCGAAUCAUACUCGUUGGAGACGCAGCCCAUCCUCCUGUACCAUAUGUCGGACAAGGCGCUCAGAUGGGAGUUGAGGAUGUCGGCACCUUGACACUCCUGUUGCAGAACUUGUGCUGCAGCGCGCCCGGAAAUCUGGAUUUUAAACGACUUGACGAAGCCACGAAACUGUACGAGAAGCUACGAAUCCCAAGAGUGGCAAUGAUUCUAGACUGUUCCCAACAACUCGGCAAACUACAGGAGUCAAGGACAAAAACGUCCGAUUGUGGACUCUCAGAGCUUCUGCUACAGGGAGAGGUGAUGCUGAACGACACUCUGCCUGUGAUGUUUCCAGGCGCGACAUACAAUUACAGGGUAGAAGUAGCCGAUGCGAUUACAGAUCUGGAAGAACUGAGAGCAAAGCUAGACGAUCGCAACGCUUUUGAAGACUUGAUGGCUAGAGCUGGGGAUAUCUUUGGGGAAUACGAGCAUCCUCUAGCUCCUUCAAGCACGCAUAGCUUUAGGCCCGCAACAGCAGUUAGGACUGCACAUUAG